Messenger RNA from Acanthosepion pharaonis, 810 nucleotides. Lineage: Eukaryota; Metazoa; Mollusca; Cephalopoda; Sepiida; Sepiidae. The record is from the annotation of a GenBank genome assembly.
AUGUUUUUUUUUAUUUUCUUUCUUCAUUGUUUUCCUGCUUUCUUCUUCAUUUUUGCUUACAUUCAAUUUCUUUCUUCGUUCUUUUUUCUUUUCCUUUCUAAUUCUUCUCCUUCUUUCGUCGUCGCUUCUUGCUUAUUUUUCUCAUUGUUUCUCCGUUUUCUUUCUUUGUCUUUCUUUCUUCGUUCUUACUUUCUUUCAUUUCUUUCUUCGUCCUUUUUCCUUUUUCUUCUUCAUUCUUCUCUUACUUUCUUUAGUCGUCACUUCUUUCUCCAUUCUUCCUCGUAUUUUCCUGUUUUCUUUUUUUUUUUUGGCUUUCUUUCUUCGUUCUUUCUUCCAUUUCUUUUUUCGUCCUAUUUUCUUUUCAUUCUUUAUUCUUCUUUUACUGUCUUUCGUCGUAACUUAUUUUUCUUCAUGGUUUUCCCGAUUUCUUUCUUUCUUCUUUCUUUCUUUUCUUUCUUCACCUUUUUCUCUCUUUUUUUUUCUGCUUCAUUAUCUUUCACUCACUUUUAUUGCUUUUCUUCAUCAUUUCUGAAUAUUCUUCCUUUCUUUAUUUCUUUCUCUGUUUCGUACUCUUUCCAUUUUAUCUCUUACUUACCCGCUUCUUUCUUUCAUCAUUUCUUUUACCUCUUAAUCUGUCCUCCUUUCUUUUUUCUCUCUCCAUUUUCCACCUUCCCUCUCUCUCCCUCUCUCUCUCCCUCUCUCUCUCUCUCCCUCUCUCUCUCUCCCUCUCUCUCUCUCUCUCUCUCUCUCUCUCUCUCGCAUACAUGUACAUUUUCUCUCUCUUCCAAUCACUUUCUUAUCUAUCCGUAA